GUUCCGUUUGAGACACAGGGCACUGAGCCCCAUUCGGUCGCAAUUUUAGGGCUUCCGAGCGAACCUGGGGAAAUCUGUCCAGUGGCAGCAGCGCUUGCGCCCACGCGCACUUCAACCAAAAAUGCGGUGCAACAGCCGGAAUGUGGCAUCCAUGAAGGGGGGCGCGAGGCGGAAUUGCGGGACAGCGCUGCGACAGCCCCGGGCCGCUCCCGGCUUCCAUGGUCUUGAACAGCUCAGCCACAGCCUUGCUCGGUUCCCAUUUCAAAUCACAAAAACACCCUCGCUCGGGGGCUGGGGUUCCUCAUCGGUCACGGUCUCGUCGCCCGAUGUCACCCAGCUUCACCACUUCCGUCACACCGAAACACCAUUGAGCACCGGGACGAAAUCUCAGGAAAAUAAGCUGUCGGGGGACCAUGAGUUUGCGGGUUCUUGGGAUGCCACCCUGAUGCAUUGCAUUCUUUUUUUCUUCCCUUUUUCUUUUCUUUUUCUUUUUUUCCCGUUGUUUUGUUUUCAUCCUGCGCAGAGCAUUGAGUCUGGGAAGCCGGACGAGAGUGCAAACUCCGGAGACUCACAAGAGUACCACCAGAGUCUAAUAACAAUUUCUGUCCAAGAAUAUGUCGACAACGCCUCUCCAGAUUUCUCGACGGGGAUUCAAAACGGUCAUGAUCGUCGCCAUGGAAAACAGCUUUGUUCUCCCGCGCUUUUGCUAGGUCGAUCACCUGGCCGUCUCCGGGGUUGCAAAAAUCAAAGAUGUUGUCCAUUGGCCCUAGGUCUCGAGACAACGGUCGGGACUGCGUGCAGCUGAUAAGUGUAUCGCGCGGUGGUGAAAAGUGGCUCCGUCGAUACCAUCAUAUCAAGUGCAGGCGACACAGUGCGGCUUGGACGGUUCAAGGCGACCAUGUGGAAGAGAUCCUCGGGUGACAAUGCGGCGUUGAAAACUGGGAGAAUGUCAGUUCCGAUGUGAGCGAGGUUUGUUUACCGAAGGAGCCGUGUUCAUGUUUCCGUGUUGCAGGGAAAUGCACACACAUCUCUCUCAGGACAUCGCUAAUCAGAGAACAACAAUCACCGCUCCAUCUAUUUCUCCC
Chaetomium fimeti is the source of this 1085-nucleotide messenger RNA. RefSeq lists its product as uncharacterized. The record is from RefSeq and is a predicted model, not a curated record. Lineage: Eukaryota; Fungi; Ascomycota; Sordariomycetes; Sordariales; Chaetomiaceae. The transcript is spliced from 2 exons. Bases 122 to 805 code for a protein of 227 amino acids.